Messenger RNA from Desarmillaria tabescens, 1434 nucleotides. RefSeq names its product aldehyde dehydrogenase. The transcript has 11 exons. Gene Ontology annotation, cellular component: cytoplasm. Gene Ontology annotation, biological process: aldehyde metabolic process. NCBI's taxonomy places the organism in Eukaryota, Fungi, Basidiomycota, Agaricomycetes, Agaricales, Physalacriaceae. The annotation marks the transcript as partial. The record is from RefSeq and is a predicted model, not a curated record. Gene Ontology annotation, molecular function: aldehyde dehydrogenase (NAD+) activity.
AUAUAUAAUAAGCUCAGAGCAACCUUUCGGACGCGCAGAACGAUAUCCAUUCCAUGGCGACAACAACAGCUGUUGCAAGUCGCUCGCAUGGUACAAGACAACAAGGAUCUUUUUGCCCAGGCUCUCUAUAAUGAUGUUGGUAAACCGGCCAUGGAAGCUUACUCAUACGAGAUAAGCCCCAUCCUUGAGCGUGUAAUGAUUACGGCUACCAACCUUCCCGAGUGGGCGAAGCCAGAGCACAAGACCGACUUAUUUGACCAUAAUCAAAAGGCUUGGAGUCCCAAAGUAUACUUUUCACCAAAGGGUGUUGUACUCGUGAUUGUGCCGUGGAACUUCCCCCUGAUAUUGUCAAUGCAACCCCUCAUCGCCGCCAUAUCUGCAGGGUGUUGUUGUGCGAUUAAGGUUUCCGAAAUAGCUCCCUAUACCGGUCAUCUUCUGGCGGAUCUUGUUCCCAAGUACCUCGAUACGGAGGCAUACCAAGUCAUCCUGGGCGCCGUUCCUGAGACCACAAAGAUACUCGAGCUAAAAUGGGACCAUAUCUUCUACACAGGCCACGGACACGUCGGGCGAAUCGUUUCAGCCGCUGCAGCGAAACAUUUGACUCCUCUCACCCUGGAGUUAGGUGGUAAGAGUCCCGUCAUCUUAGAUCCGUCGUACGACCUCGACGUUGCUGCGAAGAGGAUUAUGUAUGGGAAAGUGACCAAUUGUGGCCAAAUUUGUGUCGCUCCAGAUUAUCUCAUAGUUCCUACCAAUGGAAAUCACGAUAUUUUGACCAAAGUGGUGGAAGCACUCAGGCGAGCUCAUGCCUCAUUUUUCUCAGAUGCUUCGCCUUUGGAAUCCACUUCGUACGCCCGGAUCGUGUCGAAGAACCAUUUUGAACGACUUAACUCCCUCCUGACGCGGACGAAUGGCACAAUAGUACUUGGGGGCAAAGUAGACGUGGACAGAUUGAAAAUUGAGCCCACCAUUGCUACUGGCAUUCAACCCGAUGACGCUCUUAUGGAGGGCGAACUGUUCGGCCCUAUCUUGCCCGUCAUUGAGGUUGGCACAUUUGAGGACGCGUGCGAGUUGGUGUCUCAAGGGGACCAUCCAUUGGUUUUGUAUGCGUUCACACAAAACGAGGAUACUAAGAUCCUAAUUCGGGAUGGCACAACGAGUGGAAACCUAGUAUAUAAUGACACAUUCAUACAAUUAGCUGUGGCCGAACUACCAUUUGGAGGAGUAGGCGAAUCUGGUCACGGUCGUCAAGCGGGAAGAUACGGUUUUGAAUCGUUCAGUUAUCUGCGUUCAUCAAUAGACAUGCCGUUAGAGUUGGAGGCGUUAUUAACAGCCCGAUACCCACCUUACACACCAGAACACCUGGAGUUGUUGAAUCCUAAUAUUAACAUCAAGAUCCCCCAAUGUUCUCCUACAUUGGGUAUCUUGGAGGGUUAA